GAGCGGAGCGAGCGAGAGCCCCGGCCGGAGCCGGACGCGGCGUCUGUUCCUUUCGUGCCGCUUCGUGGUGGCGCCCACCGCCACCUCACCUCACCACCUGUAGCAAUAGCACGAUCCAUGGAAUAGACUACUCCAGUCUCCAACGCGGCCGGUGCCGACGGCAGCGACAGCCUAUCCCCAACCACGCUCUGCUCCACCACCCCACCUCCGCCGCUGGCUGCGGUUCGUUCCGGCGCGGCGGACGCCGAUAAAGGAGGGUGAGGCGGCAGGAGCAAGGGGAGGGGAUCGGCGAUGAGCUUCGCGGAUCUGGAGGCGGGGGCGGUCAGGGCGCCCCUGGGCAGGAAGGCGAGAGGGGGCCCCAGCGACGCGCGCGGGCUCGUCUUCCAGAUCACCACCGCCGUGGCUUCCUACCGCCGCCUCCUCAACUCGCUCGGCACGCCCAAGGACACACCCACCCUUCGCGAUCAACUGCAGAAGACUAGUCAGAACAUUCUUCAAUUGGCAAAGGAUGCGAAAGAUAAGCUCCAAAAGGCUGCUGAAGCUGACAAGAGCAUCGAUACUAGUGCAGACAAGAGGGUUGCUGAUAUGAAGCUUGCCAAAGAUUUCGCUGCCACUAUGGAGGAGUUCAGGAAACUUCAAAAUCUUGCGAUUCAGAGGGAGACGGCAUAUAAGCCAAUUGUUCCCCAGAAUGCUCAGUCAAACUAUACUAUGGAUGACAGAAGUGCUGACUCUGGUAAUAUGCCUGAGCAGCGUGCACUACUUGCUGAAUCAAAAAGGCAAGAGGUGCUGCAAUUGGAUAAUGAAAUUGUUUACAAUGAAGCUAUCAUCGAGGAAAGAGAGCAAGCCAUUCAAGAGAUCCAACAACAGAUUGGUGAAGUACAUGAAGUGUUCAAGGAUCUUGCUACACUUGUACAUGCCCAAGGAGUUAUAAUUGAGGAAAUCGACACGAACAUUGAAAAUUCUGCAUCGGCAACUAAAGAGGCAAAGAGAGAAGUCGGCAAAGCAGACAAGACUCAGAAAUCAAAUUCUUCCCUGCUUUGCUUGCUUAUGGUCAUCUUUGGGGUCGUGCUGCUUGUUGUGAUAAUAGUUCUGGCAGCUUGAGACAGGCAAUCUUUCAUCUUACAAAGCGAUUCUGUGGAGUUCAGUAUUGAAGACUAGAUCUCUGAAAAUGGUUCUUGUCUAACCGUCACGUUGUGUGCAAAAAAUAUAGACAGCGGAUUUAGAAGCCUCUUUUACGUUUUGUGAUUUGUGAGUGCACGUUCCUUUGUCAUGCGUGAGUCCUUUUUUAAUGGCUUGCCUUGAGUGAACAGUGAUGCUCGUUUGCUCCUUCCGGUUUUGGAAGUUCGCUUGGGUGUGAUUCUGUAACUCUGUAAGUAUCUGCAUCCAAUAAAGGAAAUAGAUGAUUUCCUCCAUACUAA
Messenger RNA from Setaria italica (foxtail millet), 1418 nucleotides. Its product is annotated as syntaxin-22. Gene Ontology annotation, molecular function: SNAP receptor activity; SNARE binding. The transcript is spliced from 7 exons. Lineage: Eukaryota; Viridiplantae; Streptophyta; Magnoliopsida; Poales; Poaceae. Gene Ontology annotation, cellular component: endomembrane system; membrane; SNARE complex. Gene Ontology annotation, biological process: vesicle-mediated transport; intracellular protein transport; vesicle fusion. Bases 292 to 1101 code for a protein of 269 amino acids. The record is from RefSeq and is a predicted model, not a curated record.